UCUCCCUUGCGCGAUAAUAAGAUGAACGAGCAGAGGAGAAUUCCAUCACCUCCAAAACGUGCCGAAAAUACCGAACCGUUAAAAAGAGAUGCACCUCGGAGCCAAGAUAGCGACAAUUCAAAACCUUACAAUGGUGGAGGUGCAAAUCCGCCGACCAAAAAUGAUACAGUCACGAGACCCAAGGAAAAGAGACCUCCGGCGUCACCAGGCAAGAUUGCCGAAGAAGGUAGAAGGAAGCCUAGUAACGACACAAAAGAUAUGAUUCCCAGUGAUCAUGGUAGUUCUGGGCACGAGGAUUCUGCUAAGAAAGCUCGCUCGCGCAGGGAAGCUUUACUGAACUUCCCAUCACUUUUAGCUCAAUUUUACUUAGCGAUUCGUCCUCUGCUGGCGGUACCACAUGGAGGUCAACUAGCUCCAGAAAUGUCUCAGACCAAGGAUCUCCCACACUUCCAAGAGGACACGUUUCUAUGCGUAAUCCACGCGGGCGGAUGGGAGGAGUGA
This is a messenger RNA of Cylicostephanus goldi, 501 nucleotides long. Lineage: Eukaryota; Metazoa; Nematoda; Chromadorea; Rhabditida; Strongylidae. The record is from the annotation of a GenBank genome assembly.